AACUACAACAAACAGCUGGAUGUCAACAAAACGAGCAAAAAAAUCUCGUGCAGUUUGUGUUUGUUUGUAAAAUUUACUGAAAUUAUUUAGAGGCGUAAAUAAACUUAACAAAAAUUUUCAGUUAAAUAAAUUUAAGUUUAAAAAAAAGUGCAACAAAAUGUCUGGAUUUUCAUUUGGAGCAGCUGCAACAAGCACACCCGCCCAGCCCCAAGCAACUAGUGGAUUUUCAUUUGGAGCGCCUAAAACGACAGCAGCAACUACUGGUUUUGGAGCCAGUACAACAGGAUUUGGGGCCACCGCACAAACAACCGGUUUUGGAGCUACAGCAGCAGCACCAGCUUUUGGUGCAACCGCCACUUCAGCUGCACCCGCUUUCGGAGCCACCGCUACAUCAGCAGCACCAACAUUUGGCGGAGGCUCCUCAUUUAGUUUUGGCACACCAGCCUCAACAGCACCAGCUGCCGCGGGAACCACAAGUUUUGGGUUUGGUGCGCAACAGCCGGCAGCCAGUAGUGCAGCUGCACCUACACUGAAUUUCGCUGCACCAACAGCAACAUCAACAGCCUCUACCAGUGCUUUACCCUCUCUGGGCUUAGGAGGUGGUUUGGGAGGAGGUCUAGGUGGCAAUUUUUCUUUCAUGAAACCAGCAGCCACAACUUCAGCUAGCAUCAAUUUUGGCACUACCACCACAACUACUUUGGGUGGACAACCCGCCGCUGGAGGAUUAUUUGCUAAACCAUUAACCACAACCACUGCUGCUCCUGCGACUGCUCCCGCUCCUUUUGUGGGUUUGGGUGGUUUAGAUGUAAGUGCUAGCAAACCCAAACCGGGUGACAGCAAACAGGAUAUUAAAGUGAAAGAAACGCAAGUGCCGGAGGAAAUUGCCAAAACAGUAGAUGCUCUCAAAACGCAUAUAAAAACCCAAAAGACCUUAUCAUCAGAUAUAGGACGUACUUCUACAUCUAAGCUGACCAAUGUCUCGGGUGAAAUCAUGAAUUUACAAUGGGCCUUGCAGGAAAUAUCCAAUUCGGUGGAGGCCAACUAUAAUCACAUCAAAUUGCUGCGUAAAGAAACCUCUAAAACUAUACAAUCGGUGGAAAUGGCCCAGCGCACCCAAGACACACCAGUGGGUCUACAGUUCGAAAACAAUGCUCCCUUUCAAUUCUUUCAAUAUUUGGUAGCCAAAUAUGAACAGGAUCUUAUCAAUUUCCGUCAACAAAUUGCACUCACCGAACGUCAUAUGCAUUCUUUAACCAAUCCCCAGAACGUAUCACCCGAUGAUCUUAAACGUGGCUUUCGACAAAUCAACGAAAGUUUCAUAUCUUUAGCUGGCCGUUUACAUGAAAUUCAUCAGAAAGUAGAGGCCCAAAAAGAUCAAUAUCUUAAUUUGCGUAAAUAUCGCUUGCGAGAUAGUACAAAUGUUUUCGCUCAACUGGAUAACCCAGAGGCAAAAGUCGAUACCACACGUAUAACAGCGGGACCUACACCAUUUUCAAAUAUUACUGCUAUAAGUAAUUUUGGUAAAUCUUUUUCGAAUUCUUCAGCUUCGAAAGGGCAAACAACACAAACUGGGAAGUGAGUGUGUGAUCAGAGAUGAGUUUUUCGCUUGUACAUUAUUUGAUAUACGAAAAAUUUUUUAAUGUAAAUUAAAAAUUAUUAAGUUGGAUAAAAAAAA
Molecule: messenger RNA, 1675 nt
Organism: Lucilia sericata (common green bottle fly)
Lineage: Eukaryota; Metazoa; Arthropoda; Insecta; Diptera; Calliphoridae
Gene: Nup58
Product: nuclear pore complex protein Nup58
Exons: 1
Coding region: 158-1579 (473 amino acids)
Biological process (GO): nucleocytoplasmic transport
Cellular component (GO): nuclear pore
Molecular function (GO): structural constituent of nuclear pore
Source: RefSeq, a predicted model, not a curated record